UUCAUUUUUCACAAUGCCUAAAAAGGAUGAGGCUUGGAAAUAUACUGAAGACUUUAUUGGCAGACAAAAAAAUCUAACAAAAUGUUUUUUUUGUAAAGAAAUUAAUUUUGGUGGCAUCAAUAGAUUUAAAUACCAUAUUGCCGGCAUACCUGGCCAUGAUAUUGAGGUAUGCAAAUUACAAACUCCCAAGGCAAAACGUUUCUGUUAUGUCCAAUUACAAACACAUGAACAAGAAAAGUUAACUAAGAAGAGGCAAUUGGAAGAGUUAAGUGCUAUUGGCUCCCAUGCACCCACAUCCGCAUCCGCAUCCGCAUCCGCAUCUGCAUCCGCAUCCGCAUCCGCAUCCACAUCCGUAGGCUGUGUUGGAGAGGGUUCUUCCAUGCCUCCCUUUCACCCUAGUGCUUCUGCCAGUGCUAGUGCUUCUACUUCUACUCCUCCUAGUGGCACUAUUACCUUUGGCCCUAGAGUUCGGAAAUCCAGGUUGGAUAGUUAUUUUGUGCCACGUAGUACUCCUGGGGCACAACCCUCGCUUGAGGGCAUGGGUUGGAACAAGGAGGUUCAUGAUGCUGCAAGAAAACAAAUUUGCAAGUUUUGGUACUUUUGCAACAUUCCAUUUAUUGCAGCCAGGUCUCCUUAUUGGCAAGGCAUGGUAGAUUCCAUAACCAUUUGUGGUGCGGGGUUUAAAGCCCCUAUCGAUGCUGAGUUAAGUGGCCCCCUCUUGUUACAAAUGGUUGAGGAUAUGAAAGUUGAGCUAGAGGACCACCGACAGUCUUGGAGCCAAAAGGGUUGCACCAUCAUGACAGAUGGUUGGACGGAUAGGAGGAAUAGAACACUCCUAAAUUUUCUUGUUUCCUGCGGAGGAUCCACCAUGUUCUUGAAAUCUAUUGAUGCUUCCUCACAUGUGAAAAAUGCCACAUACUUAUGUGAGGCUAUUGAGGAAGUCAUACAAGAGGUGGGGGAAGAAAAUGUGGUGCAGGUGGUGACAGAUAAUGCAGCAAGUUAUGUUGCUGCAGGUAAAGUUUUGAUGGAGAGGCACCCGAAAAUUUUUUGGUCUCCUUGUGCGGCCCAUUGCCUUGACCUCAUGUUGAAGGAUAUUGGUAAGCUUGAAUGGGUGAAAUCAAUAGUUGAAAGGGCCAAAAAUAUCAGCAAGUUUAUCUACAAUCAUGCAUUGGUCCUUAGCAUUAUGAGGCAAUACACGGGGCAAAAGGAGUUGGCUCGUCCUGGUAUCACGAGGUUUGCCUCAAACUUCCUCACACUGAAAUCCUUGAUAAAAUCAAAGGCGGCUUUGAGGCGUAUGUUUGUUGGUGAGGAGUGGACUUCCUCAUCUUAUGCUACGACCACUGCAGGGAUAGAUGUGGUAAAUUGCAUUUUUGAUGAGCCAGGUUUUUGGACCCCCUGUGGAGAAACCGUGCAGGUCACUGAGCCCCUCGUAGUUCUCCUACGAGUUGUUGAUGGGGAGAAGCCCUCUAUGGGCUAUAUAUAUGAGGGUAUGGAUAGGGCCAAGGAGGCCAUUAGGUCCAUAUAUGCAGGAGAUGAGGAUAAGUAUGGCCCCAUUUGGGAGAUUAUUGAUAGGAGAUGGCUAAACCAGCUUCACAGGCCCAUCCAUGCAGCAGCCUAUUACCUCAAUCCGGCAUUUCGAUUCCGUGAUGACUUCAAGGCAGAUGAGGAGGUUCUUAGUGGCCUGUAUACAGUGGUUCAAAAGUUGUGUACUGAUGGCACAGCCUCAAGUACAACGCUCCAGCUGGAUAAAUAUAAUAAUCGAGAAGGGGCAAUCUUCGCAAGCAGCAUGUGCAUAGAGGCUCGAACACAAUUGCAGCCAGAUAGAUGGUAGCAAAUGUUUGGGCCCUCAACCCCAAACCUUCAAAAAAUUGCCAUCCGUAUUUUGAGCCAGCCAUGCAACGCUUCUGGAUGUGAGCGCAAUUGGUCCAUGUUCGAGCACAUCCACUCGAAGAGGC
Messenger RNA from Cryptomeria japonica (Japanese cedar), 1955 nucleotides. RefSeq lists its product as uncharacterized. The transcript has 6 exons. Bases 14 to 1831 code for a protein of 605 amino acids. NCBI's taxonomy places the organism in Eukaryota, Viridiplantae, Streptophyta, Pinopsida, Cupressales, Cupressaceae. The record is from RefSeq and is a predicted model, not a curated record.